UUGAAGAUUAAGGAUAUAUUGCAACAGAAGCGGACGGUUUCGUUCGAGUUUUUCCCUCCUCGGGAGGCUGAUGCCGUGCCCGGCGUCGUGGACGUGAUCAAGGGAUUGUCCAGAUACAAUCCGGACUUUGUGUCAGUGACCUAUGGAGCAGGGGGCAGCACUCGGGCGUUUACCGAAGAGAUAACGGUGCAGCUGGCCAGCGAGACCAGUCUGGAAGUGAUGGCCCACCUAACCUGCGUGGCGCAGAGUCAGGAUGCAGUCCACGGAGUUUUGAGCCGGCUCCACCACGCGGGCAUUGAAAACGUAAUCGCCCUGCGCGGCGACCGACCGCAGGACAUGGACGCCGAUGCCGUCUUUCCGGGGGAAUUCCCCCACGCCACCGAUCUGAUCCAGCACAUCCGGCAACAUUUUGACAUGGGCAUUGCCGGCGCGUGUUACCCGGAGGGGCACACGGAAUCCCAGGACCUGGACACCGACCUCCAAUACGCUCGUAUGAAACAGGAUCUGGGCGCUGAGUUUCUCAUCACCCAACUGUUUUACGACAACAGUCAUUUUUACGAUUUGCUCGAACGCGCCGAGAAAACCGGGAUUGAAGUCCCCAUCGUUCCGGGUGUGUUGCCCAUAUUGAGCACGCCUCAGAUCAGGAGAUUUACAUCGCUCUGCGGCGCAACGAUCCCCGCCGACCUGGACCAGAAGCUGGAGCGUUUUGCCGAUGAUAAUCGAGCGGUUCGCGAAAUCGGCGUGGAGCACGCUACCAGACAGGUUCAGGGAUUUGUGGGCCAACGGCGUACCGGGUGUGCAUUUUUACGUGUUGAAUCGGUCAUAUUCGAUCUCGCGAAUUUUGCAGGAAUUGCGCCUGGACGGGCACUGCUGAGACUAAAGGCAGGAGACACGGUGGAAGACCAUGCUGGGCACCGGAGUUGA
Geodia barretti is the source of this 924-nucleotide messenger RNA. NCBI's taxonomy places the organism in Eukaryota, Metazoa, Porifera, Demospongiae, Tetractinellida, Geodiidae. The record is from the annotation of a GenBank genome assembly.